Messenger RNA from Phycodurus eques (leafy seadragon), 5249 nucleotides. It is a transcript of the gene cdca4, whose product is annotated as cell division cycle associated 4. NCBI's taxonomy places the organism in Eukaryota, Metazoa, Chordata, Actinopteri, Syngnathiformes, Syngnathidae. Gene Ontology annotation, molecular function: transcription regulator activity. The record is from RefSeq and is a predicted model, not a curated record. Gene Ontology annotation, cellular component: nucleus. The transcript has 3 exons. Bases 2339 to 3226 code for a protein of 295 amino acids.
CUCCUCCUCCUCCUCCCUCCCUGGCUGACUCGACUGAGUGGCUGUGCUGAGCGGCGCUGGCGGCUCCACAGCAGCAGCAGCCGCCGCCGCAGCAGCGAGAGAGAGAGAGAGAGAGAGAGGGAGAGAGAGCGAGAGAGAGAGGAGAGAGACGACGACGACGACGACUUCACUUUUUUGAAGCCGUGGCAUGAAUGAGCUCAUCGGAACCUUCUGCUCCGCUCUCACCGCCGUCGAUCCUAUGUGCGAGACCGGAAUAAAAUAAGAGCAAGCAGCUAGGCUGGGUGAUGAUCCGCCAUUUUCAAGCGAAACUACACAAGCCAAAAGGUAAGCGGAGCUGCAGGUUAGCACAGAUUAGCUAACAGUGUUACCAGCAGUUGCAUCUGGUCAGUGACAUCUUUAGAAGGUUUGGCUAAAUUCUUGACAAAUCUGGUGGCUUAGUCAUGAAUGCUGCCUGCACCAGGGAAAAUACAGUUGGAUCUUUAUUGGGGGGAAUUAUGUGUAAAUUAGCCAAUAGUCUUUGAAGUACACAUCGCAGAGUCUCCUCAUGUCUCCAACAACUCCACAAAAAGUAUCUUGAUGCGUUGUUUUUUGGGGGAAAACAGUGGCUCGAGGGGUCGUAAAAGUAUCAAAGUUGGCAACACUAAGUAGUAAAACGAGUCUCAUUUUAACUGUGACAAAAUAAUCAGGAAGUUGCUUUUUGUGUUACCCUGAGCGUCCGAAUCUGGUCGCACCGGUUUGGAUGAGCGUACUUUUACCAGUCACGUGACAUCUUGUGUCAACAAUAGUCGCGCUGCUGUGUUGUGUAAUGUCAAUUAUGAUUAUUAUUGAUGGGCUAUACAGGAUUUUUGUAUAGUGGACUAUAAAGUUUGGCAAAAAAGUCCACUCAAAUUUCCUAUGUCGUGAUUGGGUAGUAUAGUAGGGAAUGAGCGAAAGAGUCUGGACUCCGCGAACGAAAGAAUCAUUACCUUAGAACAGUUUAAGUUGUAUUUAACCUUUUAGGCUACUUUUUAUGUAGUUUGACUGAAAAUCCUGUUCUUGUGAUUAGGUAGCAGGGAGUGAGUGAAUGAUUCCGAACGAAUCAUUCACUCAUUCCUUACUCCCGAGACAGGGGUGGAAAAUUUCCAGUAAGUCACCAGCACAUUUCCCGAGGAAUUUAAGAUGGAGAAUUUUGGAAAUAUUCCAAAUUGGAAACGUUACGUGGGAACUAACUGGGAAUUGAGGGUCAUUUAAAAGAAAUGUAUCAUAUUCAAGCAUGAAUGAAAACAUUGUGUCUUUCAUCAGUAGAAAUCCAUUCAAACAACAACAACAGGGCUCUCCUUGCCCACACGAGAGGCCAUUGCGGCACCUUUAUUGGUUUAGUUGCCCCCCCCCCCAAAAAAAAAUUUCCACUUGACAAGAGUGGAGGUUUAUCUGAAGCUCUCAUUUUGCUGUCAGCGCAAAGCAGACACCUCGUAACUGGGAAAAAGUUGUAAUUUGGGGUGCCUGUUCGUCAAGGAAGGACAGUACUUGCAUGACAUCCAAUUGUUUUAGUCAGGAUUCAACUACAACUUUAUUUCAAUUCCAAUUAUGAGCCAUUCUGAAAUUUGUGAAAUUCCUGUUUUUUUUUUUUCCUAAUUCCCAGAAAUCCCUAUAACUUUGCAUCCCCAAUACAGAUGGAUUCUAAGGCUGCAACAAACGAUUAUUAUUAAUUCAUUAAUCUGGCGGUUAUUAUAUAUUCUUUUUUUUGAAAUUUCCAACCCUUUAUUCGAAAACAGGACUUUAUUUCAAAGUGACAAUGAAGAAAAUACAGAAAAUGUUUAUGAUUCACUUAGUGCUUUGGUCGGUAACAUUUGUCCAAAAAAAAUGAGCAAAAAUGUCGAUCAUUGUUUCGCAAAGCCAAAGCAGAUGUUUGCAAAUGUCUUAUUUUGAUUGAACGCAAAGAUAAUCCGUCCGCUUUCACGGGGGACUACAGAAAUUGGAGAGUAUUUGUUGUCGAGAGGCUGAAAUUCUGAGGAUUUGGACAUUUUUCAGUCAAACGGUGAAUCGAUUUGUCGUCGAUUAAUCGACACUUCGAAUUGAUUCCCAACACAGCCGAAGUGUUUUUGUGUGCGUGUCUCGCAUUGUAGUGGACAAAGGUUCAAAGAAUGACUUGAUCAGUUUCUUAUUUUGGUGGCCGACUGGUGCUGCCGGUGUUGUUGAAAGUGUGGUUGUUCCGCCCAGCAGGAGUCUUGCCUCUCAGGGUGGCCUAAAAAUGGGCAGCAAUGGCGCUGAGCAAAAUACAAACGUACUAGAAGCGUUGCGGCCCGGGACCACGCUGCUAUGCUAAUGCCCGUGCCUGCCGACAGGAAAGACAGACGACAUGUUUCCAAAGGGCACCAAGCGCAAGUUCCUCGACUCUGCGGAGGAGGCGGCGACGGCGAGCGGUCCGGGCGAGCGGGGCCCGGCGAGCGCUCGGACACCGUCGCCCUCGUACAGCCUCCAGCGCCAGUCUCUCCUGGACAUGUCGCUGAUUAAACUUCAGCUGUGCCACAUGCUGGUGGAGCCCAACCUGUGCCGCUCGGUGCUCAUCGCCAACACGGUGCGACAAAUCCAGGAGGAGAUGACGCAGGACGGCACCUGGCAGCUCAUGACGCAGGCGCUGGCCGCCGCCCAGUGCCCCGCGGACCGCCUGGUGGCCACCGAGGUGCUGUGCCGGCAGUCGGACCCGGCGGCGGCGGCGGCGGCCGGUCAGAGCCCCAAGCCGUACCCUCUGGCGGGUGGCCUGGACGAGGGCUACCACUCGGAAGAGGUGGUGAUGGAAGCGGGGGACGCCCCCAAGGAGGUCGUGUCCACGCAGUCCUACAUGGCGGGCCCCUUCGGGAUGGGCCCCUGCUGGGAGGAGCGCGAGGAGGACGGGGAGGAGGAGGAGGAGGAGGACGGCGAGGAGUCGGAGGGCGAGGACGCCGACGAACGUCCCGAGGCGGACUCCGGGCCGGGGGAGCAGGUUUUCGGCACCUUUGAGAUCAAGCAGCCGCCGCCCCCGCCCCCGCCGGACCCGGCACUGGAGGAGCUGUUCUCGGACGUGGACCCGUCCUACUACGAGCUGGACACGGUGCUGACGGGCAUGCAGAGCGCCCCCAAGAUGGGACCUUACGACCUGCUGGAGAGCCUGUCCUCCCACGGGCCGCCGCCCCUCAGCCCCGGCGCCAGUUGCCGGUCGGACCUGAACGAACUGGACCACAUCAUGGAGAUCAUCGUGGGCUCCUGAAGCUCGGUGCCGCCGUGGACUUGCUGAAUGUGCUUUUGUUACACAGCCAGAUUUGGGGAGGGUGUGAAAUUAACUGCGAGCCAAAAUUGAUUUUUAGGAUCGGCAGCUCCCGUUGGGAACUUUUUUUACCCCCUCUUUUCGUUUGUUUUUACUCAUACAGUAUAUUCCGAACUUGGAGGAGAUGACGUUCACAAGUAGGGUUGCAAAGGGAUGGAAAAUUCCCUGCAAAUUUACAGAAAUUUUAGCGAAAGAAAGUCAAGUUGGAAACUUUCGUGGGAAUUGAAUGGAAAGGUAUCACAGUCAAGCAUAAAUAGAACCUAAGGGUGGGUGAGUACCGAUAACGGGUAUUGGUACUUGGCCGAUACGGGCCUUAUUUCAAGGUAUCGGGUACCCGUGAAGGCCGCCGAUACCGGAGGCACAAAAAAAAAAAAAAAAAACGAGUAAGCCCUCCUCGCCAGUAGUUGGCGCUACACUGCGGCUGUAUGACACACCGGCCAAUCAUCGUGUGUGUCAGAAAGAAAGAACGAGGUCUUUGUUGACAAUUAUGUUAUUGUGUUAAUUGAAAUUUUAUGCAUCAAAAGUACUCGUGGUAUCUGCGAGUACUCAAGCGGAACUACUCCUACUGGUAUCCUUCUGAAAAAGGGGAAUCAAACAUGACUAAUAAUUAACAAUGUAAAAGAAAUGUGGAAGAAAACCCACCAUUAAGCGGGGAAUAGGUCCCAGCCCCCCCCCCCCACAAAUGUCAAACCGCGAAUAUGUGGCAUUCCACUGUAUGCCCAAAAUAUAUAUUCCGCAGCUAUGUUUCGGUUCCCUAUUAAGAGCUAACCUUCAAUUUUGCAAGUUCCUGUUGUUUUCCUCCAUUAAUUCCCAUGGAACGUUUCCAACUUUUUCCAAUUCCUGGAAUUUUGCGCCUCGAUUCCCAAGCACUCAAUUUGUUCCUUUGUGUUCUUUCCAUGUUUACGUCCAUUGCGCUCGCUCCCGAUGGCUUUUUGUGGCAAGUGUUCACACUACAACGACAUUAACGACAGCAAUCCACAACAAACAUCCGGAUCUCACAAUCCAUGCAUAUUUUCCUAAAGAUUUGAGCAAUUAUGAAUGGAAUAUGUAUAUGUACGUAUAUGUAAAUAGAAAUAUAUUUUUUUGCAUUAUACAGUUGUGGGGGGCGGGGAGGGGGGGUAUUUUUUUGCAAGUAUCAUUUGAUAUUCCUAUUAUAAAUUUUAUUUUCUGAGAUGUUAACGUAGCCACAUUUGAGACUCGUGUCUUCCCGGUUGUCACUUUUCUUUUUUUUUUUUUUGUUUUUUUUUUUUUUGGGUCGGCGCCGUUUUAACUUCACUUGCUCCAAAGUUUUUUCGUUGACUUUUUUUUCUAGCCCAGGGAAGCAAAACCAUACCUUUCUAUCCAGCUCAUCCAGAAGAAGCCAUAUUGCUAAUUUAUUCUUCUUUUUUUAAUUUAUUGUAUUUAUUCUGUCUGUAGGUACAUCCGAGCCACACACGUCAAGCAUUCGGUCCGAAUGAAAGUUUGUCACUUAUGGUUCUUUGGAGUGCAGUACCUAUUUAUUAUUCUUUUUUUGUUUUGUUUGAAUAAUCCCAAGAACCGGGUCACAAUUACAAUCACUAUGCAGCUCCGUCACACGCGUUACAAAAAAUGAUUGUAAACGACUCCAAUGUCCUUUAAAGUCCUUUUAUGCAAACAGUUGCCUUUCUGCAAAAUGGACGCUCACGGCGGCGGUGAAGAAAAAGAAAAAGAGGAGGAGGCGACAGCGGCGGAGAUCUCAGGCAAUGUAAACGUAUUCACACACACGCACACACACACAAACCAGUUCAGUAUUACACACGCACACACGCACGCACACACACACACACACACCUGAAGGAUGUCACUCACGCUGUUUGCAAUGGGAGCUAGAACUUCAAAGACUUAUUAAUACCGUUGUCAAAAAUGUAUGCAUUUUUUUAUAUCCAGACAAAAAAAAAACUUGUAGCGUCUUUGUAAAUAUUUUUUUAUAAUAAAAGAUGCAACUAUU